Messenger RNA from Photinus pyralis (common eastern firefly), 2203 nucleotides. Its product is annotated as replication protein A 70 kDa DNA-binding subunit-like. Gene Ontology annotation, biological process: DNA replication; DNA repair; DNA recombination. Gene Ontology annotation, molecular function: DNA binding. The transcript has 10 exons. Gene Ontology annotation, cellular component: nucleus. NCBI's taxonomy places the organism in Eukaryota, Metazoa, Arthropoda, Insecta, Coleoptera, Lampyridae. The record is from RefSeq and is a predicted model, not a curated record. Bases 132 to 2000 code for a protein of 622 amino acids.
ACAGUUGACAUGACAUGACAACUUGUUUGACAGUUGUUUGUUUUUAUUUUUUUGUGUAUGUUAACAUAUUGCUCCGAAUUUGUUAUUAUUUCUGAAUUAUUCUUCUACAUAUCUCUCUCUAAUAUUCUGUAAUGGCAGAAAGAUAUCAAUUAACUGAAUGCUUACAGGUGCUUAUGAAAGGCGUCCCGAUUGAAGAUGCCAUAUUGCAAGUAUUAGGCAGUAAACGUAUUCCAUCUAGUAGCUCUGAUAAACAAAGGUUUCGUCUAUUGCUAUCGGACGGCAAAUACUUCAUUUCUUUUGCUAUAUUAGCUACACAAAUCGACGAUGCGGGUGUUAGUGGGGAGCCUUCGCAAUAUUCCAUAGUAAAAAUCAAAAAGUGUAUAAUUACUAUGAUUAGCAAUGUGGAAAACGACAAUAAACCUGUUUUAGUUAUAACGGAAAUGGAGACCCUUGCUUCUGGGGACCAGACCAGUAAAAUUGGCUCUCCAGUGCGCUUGCCAGAUGAACUUAUGAAGGAUGUUAAGAACAAUGUUGUCAGUUCAACUACGUCAUCUAUUGUAAGCAAUGUUAACAGUCCACACAAAAAUCAAAUUGACACAAGCAUGUCGAUUCAAGGCGAUCAAAACAUCAGCUCGACAACUGUAGACACCAACGUAAAUAGUCCUCACAAAAAUGGUGCGGAUACAAAUAUACGACAUCAGUUCACACAUCCAAUCUCAAGCUUGAGUCCCUAUCACAAUAAGUGGGUGAUCAAGGCACGUGUCGCUUGCAAAUCUUCAAUUCGUACCUUUAAAAAUUUCAGAGGUGAAGGUAAACUGUUCAGCGUGGAUUUAAUAGAUAAAAGUGGCGAAAUCAGGGCGACAAUGUUUGGUGAUCUUGUUGAUACAUUCUACAAUUUGAUUGAGUUGGACAAAGUCUAUUAUGUAAGUAAAGGCCGACUGGAAUUUGCCAAUAAGCAAUUUAAUAGUCUCAAAAACGAUUAUGAGAUUAAGUUUACUCCUAAUACAAUUGUGGAGGAGUGUCACGAGGGGGCGGAGUCUGUGCCACAAACUUCGUACAAUUUUGUUUCGAUUGAUAAAAUUGCAGACAUUGAAGUGGAUACUGUGAUAGAUGUUUUAGGAGCAUGCAAAAGUACAUCCGACCUUCAAAUGUUACAAUCGAGGUCUACGGGAAGAGAUCUAAAGAAACGCGAGCUCACUUUAGUAGACCAAAGCAACAAUGCUAUCACCCUAUCACUUUGGGAUACGGAAGCGGAAACAUUUGAUGGCUCCUCACAACCAGUGUUACUCCUCAAACGCGCAAGAGUGUCCGAGUAUGGCGGCGGAAAAACGCUAUCUACAAAUGCUUCUACAUUAAUGAAAAUUAAUCCGGAUAUUCUCGAGGCGUACCGUCUUAAACGUUGGUUUGACAAUGAAGGUCGAUCGCAAGCUGCCCUCAAUAUAAGCUCUGGGUGGGUGGGUGAUAGUUCACAAACCCAAUGGAUUAACCUCAAGGACGUUCACGAAAUGGGCCUGGGACAUGGUGAGAAAGGUGAUUAUUUCCAAGUUUUCGCCACCAUACUUCUGUAUCGUUCCGAAAAUGGAAUAUACAAGGCCUGCGCAAAAGAAGACUGCAAAAAGAAGGUAGCUGAAGGGAAUGGAAUGUAUCAUUGUGACAAAUGUAAGCGAGAGUACCCCAACUUUAAGUAUCUGUUAUUGGGAUCAGCCAAUAUUGCUGAUUGGAGUGGAAAUAUCUGGCUCAGUUUGUUUUCUUCGGAAGCCGAGAAAGUAUUAGGGGUGAGUUCGCAGGCUGUUGGUGAGGCAAUUGAGAGAAAUCCGCAAGCGUUAGCAGAGUUUGCAGAUAAGGCACAUUUGAAAGAGUUUCUUUUCAAAUGUCGAACCAAGAUGGAUUAUUUUAAUGAUGAAAAUCGUCUGAAGACUGUCGCCCUUAGAGUGGAUCCGGUGAAUUACAAAGAGUAUAACUCUUACCUGAUAUCACAAAUUAACGAGUUACUAAAUUAAAUGCGGGCACCCAUUUUCAUUUUGUGAUCACGUUUGAAGUUAAAACUAAAUUAUUUAGUUGUGAUUCAAUUGGACAAAUUCAAGUAUUUAUUUUUACAAUCAUCUGAUUCCAUUAUUAUUAUAUUAUUAAUACUUUUUAUAGUUUAUAUUUUAAAAUUGUUUACUAACGUUACUAAAUAUUAAAAUAAAUAUUGCAUACUGAC